Messenger RNA from Vitis riparia (riverbank grape), 1781 nucleotides. Its product is annotated as allantoate deiminase 2. Bases 157 to 1635 code for a protein of 492 amino acids. Lineage: Eukaryota; Viridiplantae; Streptophyta; Magnoliopsida; Vitales; Vitaceae. The record is from RefSeq and is a predicted model, not a curated record. The transcript has 12 exons. Gene Ontology annotation, molecular function: hydrolase activity, acting on carbon-nitrogen (but not peptide) bonds, in linear amidines.
UAACAGUCACGAGAGAGAGAGAGAACCAAAACGGCACGAGUCUCUGAUCUGUACAACCAGGAAAUUUUAGAGCAAUUGUGGACAGCUGUGGUGUUUUGUGGAGGUGGUGACCGUGGCGGCGGCGACGGCGGAGGUGGCAGUAUUUGGGGCGCAGCCAUGGCUCAUUCAUAUGUGAGGAGAAUCUCGAAGCCUCAAAUGAUGAUCGUCGUUGUCACAUCCUCAUCCUCGAUUUUCUCUUUCUGUUUCGCGCUUUCACUGCUGGCUUUCUUUGCUUCUGCUCAUAUUCUUACUGAUACAGAGGGCAACAACAGUGAUUUGUUUCCUGAAGUUCUACGGGAAGAAGCAGUGGCAAGGCUAUAUGAACUUGGAAAGGUAAGCGAUGCUGAGGGCUAUCUUGAGCGGACCUUCUUGAGUCCAGCGUCUAUAAGGGCAGGAAAUCUUAUUCGAGAAUGGAUGGAGGAUGCCGGUUUGAGAACGUGGAUAGACCAAAUGGGCAAUGUACAUGGUCGAGUUGAAGGAAUGAAUCCAAGUGCUGAUGCUUUGUUAAUUGGUUCUCAUUUGGAUACGGUUGUUGAUGCUGGAAUAUUUGAUGGGUCACUAGGCAUAAUUUCUGCUAUCUCUGCAUUGAAGGUUUUGAAUAUCACUGCCAAGUUACAGAAGUUGAGGCGGCCAAUUGAGGUGAUUGCAUUUAGUGAUGAGGAGGGAGUUAGGUUUCAGUCCACCUUUUUAGGAAGUGCAGCUGUAGCUGGUGUUUUACCAGCUUCAGCCUUGCAGAUAUCUGAUAAGAGUGGUGUAACAGUGCAAAAUGCUCUUAUGGAUAACUCUAUAGAAGCUACAGAGGAAACAUUGUCUCAACUGAAGUAUGACCCAAAAUCUGUUUGGGGUUAUGUUGAGGUUCACAUUGAACAAGGACCUGUGCUAGAAGGGAUUGGUCUUCCUCUAGCUGUGGUGAAAGGCAUAGCAGGACAGACACGGCUAAAGGUAACAGUGAGAGGUUCACAAGGGCAUGCUGGAACAGUCCCAAUGUCCAUGCGCCAGGAUCCUAUGGCUGCUGCUGCUGAAUUAAUUGUUCUAUUGGAAAGCCUUUGCAAACGUCCCAAGGAUUUUCUAUCAUAUGAUGGUCAAUGCAAUGGUUUUGCAGUUGAAUCUCUUUCUGGUUCCCUGGUCUGUACUGUUGGAGAGAUAUCAUCCUGGCCAAGCGCAAGUAAUGUGAUUCCAGGACAGGUAACAUUCACAGUAGAUUUACGUGCAAUUGAUGACAUGGGGCGUGAGGCGGUCCUUUAUGAAUUAUCUGACCGGAUGUACCAAAUAUGUGAGAAGCGUUCUGUUUCUUGCACCAUUGAGCGAAAGCAUGAUGCAAAUGCUGUGAUCUGCGAUACUGAAUUGAGCACACAGCUGAAGUCUGCUACAUACUCUACACUCAAAAGAAUGGCAGGCGAGAUUCAAGGUGAUGUGCCUGUGCUGAUGAGUGGAGCAGGGCACGAUGCCAUGGCAAUGUCCCAUUUAACUAAGGUUGGCAUGCUGUUUGUGCGGUGUCGCGGGGGCAUCAGUCACUCUCCUGCAGAGCAUGUGUUGGACGAGGAUGUCUGGGCUGCUGGCUUGGCCAUUCUAGCAUUCCUGGAGACCCACUUGUAAUUUAGUAUAUUUCAGUCACUGAUGUGCCUCAAAAAUAAAACUGAAUUGUCCUAAUGGAUGAUUUAAGGCAACAAUGUUCGUCGAUUUGUACAACCUCUUCGUUAAUUGCAGCUUCGGUAAUUUAGAGAUACUAUAUUAUCUACUAA